UGGGAGCAGUGGGAGUUGGGAGUUUGAAUUGUCAUUGAGCGAACAGUGAUAUGUCGUGGUGGAGUAUUCAUUGUUGAAACAAUGGUUGCAAUAAUUAAAACAAAAAAUCAAAGUGUAAAGCUUGAUACAUUUUCGUGCAGUGCAAAUGGUAAAAUCCUCCCAAGUGUUUGAUCAAGACAGACUUUACAGACAUGCAUCACACGAAUCUAUCUAAAACUGCGCAAAAAUAAGUUUUAUCUUAUCGCUACAAAUUUUCCCAAACGAAGUUCAUAGAAUCGGUGUCGACACGAAAACAGUAUUGAUAGUCAACAAUCUCAUCAUAACAUGAGAUUAAAACAAAAAAAGAAAAAAAAUGUAUUCGUUGCGUAAGUUGGAAAUUGAGACAAAACCAUUCGUAUAAAAUACACUGUCAGUGUAUUUUAUGCUACCGAUCUGUAUGUCAGUUCAGAAACAGCGAAGAUUUUCUCGUGAAACAUUAUAAAAAACACAUGAACAUAAUGAAGCUCAACGUUGUUAUUUUUCUUGUAAUCGUCGCAUUAGCCGUUGGAAUUACAGCCAGACCUCGUACUCACGCUGGGCAUCAUCUUCAUCCUAUGAAAAUAAAUCAUCAUCAUCCGAUCCGAUCGCGAGCCAUACAAAAGAAUCUCGAGCACAAACCAACACCUAAUCCUUACCGACGCUUUUCACGUGAUGUUGAAACUAAAACUACAGAUGCUCCAAAUUUAAUUCAUGUGCCACUGGGACCAAAUAGGUGUCAGAAGAAACAUGAAGAAGUUCGAGUGCACUCGAAUCCAAUACGAGUGGUAUCCGUGAAUCAUCGCAAUUAAAAUGUAAUUGAAGGUUAUGUGUCACUUUGAUCAUCAAUAAAAGCCCAUGUGAUCGAGAAAUCAA
Messenger RNA from Copidosoma floridanum, 891 nucleotides. RefSeq lists its product as uncharacterized. The record is from RefSeq and is a predicted model, not a curated record. NCBI's taxonomy places the organism in Eukaryota, Metazoa, Arthropoda, Insecta, Hymenoptera, Encyrtidae.